Messenger RNA from Nymphalis io (European peacock), 1532 nucleotides. RefSeq names its product polycomb protein EED-like (gene escl). The record is from RefSeq and is a predicted model, not a curated record. Lineage: Eukaryota; Metazoa; Arthropoda; Insecta; Lepidoptera; Nymphalidae. Gene Ontology annotation, cellular component: ESC/E(Z) complex. The transcript is spliced from 7 exons. The coding region runs from base 121 to 1359 and encodes 412 amino acids. Gene Ontology annotation, biological process: negative regulation of transcription by RNA polymerase II. Gene Ontology annotation, molecular function: nucleosome binding; protein binding.
CCACUGUCAGCUGAUAAUGUCGCUUUAGUGAGAAAAAGUGAUAAAUAUUAAUGUAUUUGUAUUAAACAUAGUAUUUUGUAUAUUUAAGUGUAGCUAAUUCUAUUGAAAAAAGCUUAUAGAAUGAACUUUUCUGACAAUGAGGCUGAUGAUACUUCGAGCGUUGACAGCACUUCAAACACAGAUAAUACGUCACGUAGCGAAACACCAACAAAUACUCGCGUGAAAAAAAGAAGACGAGGGAAAAAAAAGGUUACUAAACAAGUGAAACCUCCAUAUAAGUUUAAUUGCAGUGCAAAGGAAGACCAUGGUCAACCUUUAUUUGGAUGUCAAUUUAAUCAUCAUCUGGGGGAGGGAGAGCCUCUUAUAUUUGCUGUUGUUGGAAGCAACAGGGUAUCUGUAUAUGAAUGCCCUGAAUCAGGUGGCCUUAAGUUUCUUCAGUGUUAUGCAGACCCUGAUGUUGAUGAAACAUUCUACACAUGUGCAUGGUCUUAUGAAGAAGAGACAAACCUACCUCUCUUAGCAGUAGCGGGAUCACGUGGUAUCAUACGUGUCUUCCACACAGCAACUCAAACUUGCAUAAAGCACUAUGUUGGGCACGGCCAUGCUAUUAAUGAAGUCAAAUUUCACCCUCGUGACCCCAAUCUUCUUCUCUCAGCAAGCAAGGACCAUGCAUUGAGACUUUGGAAUAUUAUGUCCGAUGUUUGUAUUGCUAUAUUUGGGGGUGUAGAGGGACAUAGAGAUGAAGUCCUGAGUGCUGAUUUUGAUUUGAAGGGGGAAAGAAUAAUGUCAUGCGGAAUGGAUCAUUCGUUAAAACUGUGGAGAUUGGACAAACCAUCAAUGAAUGAGGCCAUAAAGCAGAGUUACAAUUUUAAUCCACACAGAGCUUUAAGACCCUUUAAUUCGUUAAAGGAGCAUUUUCCGGACUUUUCUACUCGAGAUAUACAUAGGAAUUAUGUAGAUUGUGUCAGAUGGAUGGGUGAUUUAAUUUUAUCAAAAUCAUGUGAAAAUGCAAUAAUAUGCUGGAAGCCUGGUCGUCUAGAAGACACAGAAAUCCGUCCUGGGGACAAUACAAUAACAAUUGUUCAUAGGUUUGACUACAAGGAAUGUGAAAUAUGGUUCAUACGUUUUGCAGUUGAUUACAGUCAAAGGGUGAUAGCUUUGGGCAAUCAGUGCGGCAAGACCAUGGUGUGGGAGCUGGGCAGCGUGGCGGGCGGCUCGCGCGUGUCGCAGCUCAUGCACCCGCGCUGUGUGGCCGCCGUGCGACAGGUGACAUUGUCAAGGAACGGCAGAGUGCUAAUCACGUGCUGCGACGACGGCACAAUUUGGAGGUGGGAUCGAGUCAACAAUGGAAACAAUUAACAUAGUUGAAUAUCAAAAGAUAAGUGGAUUUAUUAUACCACUCAAAUGCGAACUACAUACGGCUGUGAAAAAAGUUUACAUUACAGUCUUUUCAAAAUAGAUUCCGUAUUCAUUUUUGUCAAAUUUCAUGUUAUACAAAAUCACAUAGAUAUUUUCAAUACUCAUAAGUUCGA